CCGCCGCUGGCCCGUUACUGGCCGGCUUGGCUCUCUCUGGCGCCCGCCGAGACACCUUCGGGAGGCACUUGCCGCCGAGUCCCCGUGUGGUAGGAGGACCUGCCUCCCGGCUUUCCCUUCUGCAUCAUGAGCGUGCGCCUUUCGCUCGUCCUGCGCCAGUCCUGCCGCCUGCCGCGGCCGCCCGGCCCGCCGCGCCACCUCCGGGUGCCCAUUCGCGCCAGCGGCGGCGGCGGUGGCGGCGGCGCCUGCUGGGAAGGUCUGCGCGGGCAGCGGCGGCAGCAGGAUGGCCAGGCCCGGAGCAGCUGCGGCCCCGGCCACCCGGCGCCCCCAGCGCGGGACUCCAUCGUCAAAGAAGUCAUUCAAAAUUCAAAAGAAGUGCUGAAUUUAUUGCAAGAAAAAAACCCUACCUUUCAGCCGGUUCUGGUUAUCAUUCAGACAGGAGAUGACAACUUGAUGCAGGAAGUCAACCAGAAUUUGGCUGAGGAGGCUGGUCUGAACAUCAGUCACAUCUGCCUUCCUCCAGACAGCAGCGAGGAUGAGAUUAUAGAUGAAAUCUUGAAGAUUAAUGAAGACAACAGAGUACAUGGCCUUGCCCUUCAGAUCUCUGAGGACUUAUUUAGCAACAAAAUCCUCAAUGCCUUAAAACCAGAGAAAGAUGUAGAUGGAGUGACUGAUAUCAACCUGGGGAAGCUGGUACGUGGGGAUGCCCAUGAAUGUUUCGUCUCACCUGUUGCCAGAGCUGUGAUUGAACUUCUUGGAAAAUCAGGUGUCAGCUUAGAUGGAAAGAAGGUCUUGGUGAUAGGGGCUCAUGGAUCUUUGGAGGCUGCACUUCAAUGCCUGUUCCAGAGAAAAGGGUCCAUGACAAUGAUCUCCCAGUGGAAGACACCCCAGCUUCAAAGCAAGCUUCAAGAGGCUGACAUUGUGGUCUUGGGCUCACCCAAGCCAGAAGAGAUUCCACUGUCUUGGAUCCAGCCAGGAACCACUGUUCUCAACUGCUUCCACGACUUCCUGUCAGGUGAAGGUCCCAGCGUUGGUGGGGACCCUGGGAAGCUUAGAUGUAGUUCUCCAGAGGUACAUGUUAAUGGGCUCAUUGCAGAAGAUGAUGUGGGUCUGCUCGCUGCAGCUCUGCGGAUUCAGAACAUGGUCAGCAGUGGAAGGAGGUGGCUUCGCGAGCAGCAGCACCGGAGGUGGAGGCUCCACUGCUUGAAGCUGCAGCCGUUGUCCCCUGUUCCAAGUGAUAUCGAGAUUUCAAGAGGACAGACUCCAAAAGCUGUGGAUGUCCUUGCCAAGGAGAUAGGAUUGCUUGCAGAUGAAAUUGAGAUCUAUGGCAAAAGCAAAGCCAAAGUACGUUUGUCCCUGCUGGAAAGGCUGAGGGAUCAAGCAGAUGGAAAAUACGUCUUGGUUGCUGGGAUCACGCCCACCCCUCUUGGAGAAGGGAAGAGCACAGUCACCAUCGGGCUGGUGCAGGCGCUGACCGCCCACCUGCACGUCAACUCCUUUGCCUGUCUGAGGCAGCCUUCCCAAGGGCCGACUUUUGGAGUGAAAGGAGGAGCUGCAGGUGGCGGAUACGCACAGGUCAUCCCCAUGGAGGAGUUCAACCUGCACUUAACUGGGGACAUCCACGCCAUUACUGCUGCCAAUAACUUGCUGGCCGCUGCCAUCGACACAAGGAUUUUGCAUGAAAACACUCAGACCGAUAAGGCUCUUUAUAACCGUCUGGUCCCUUCAGUGAAUGGUGUCAGAGAAUUUUCAGAAAUUCAACUUGCUCGGCUGAAGAAACUGGGGAUAAAUAAGACUGACCCAGGCACACUGACGGAAGAGGAAGUGAGUAAAUUCGCCCGUCUCAACAUCGACCCCAGUACCAUCACGUGGCAGAGAGUAUUGGAUACCAAUGACCGAUUUCUGCGAAAAAUAACCAUUGGGCAGGCCAGCACGGAGAAGGGAUAUUCCCGGCAGGCGCAGUUUGACAUUGCGGUGGCCAGUGARAUCAUGGCAGUGCUGGCCCUGACUGACAGCCUUAAGGACAUGAAGGAGCGGCUGGGGAGAAUGGUGGUGGCCAGUGACAAAAACGGGCAGCCCGUAACAGCAGACGACUUGGGGGUGACAGGUGCUUUGACAGUUUUGAUGAAAGAUGCGAUAAAACCAAAUCUGAUGCAGACCCUGGAAGGGACACCUGUGUUUGUGCAUGCCGGCCCCUUUGCUAACAUCGCCCACGGCAACUCUUCAGUGUUAGCUGACAAAAUUGCCCUGAAACUGGUUGGUGAAGAAGGAUUCGUAGUGACUGAAGCUGGCUUUGGGGCUGAUAUUGGGAUGGAGAAAUUCUUCAACAUCAAAUGCCGAGCUUCUGGCCUGGUGCCCAAUGUGGUGGUGCUGGUGGCCACCGUGCGAGCUCUGAAGAUGCACGGAGGCGGACCGAACGUAACUGCUGGUGUCCCUCUAAAGAAAGAAUAUACAGAGGAGAACAUCCAGCUAGUGGCCGACGGCUGCUGUAACCUCCAGAAGCAAAUUCAGAUUGCUCAGCUCUUUGGGGUGCCUGUCGUGGUGGCACUGAAUGUCUUCAAGACCGACACCCGCGCCGAGAUUGACUUGGUGUGUGAGCUGGCCAAGCGGGCUGGCGCCUUUGAUGCAGUCCCCUGCUAUCACUGGUCGGUUGGUGGAAAAGGGUCGGUGGACCUGGCUCGGGCCGUGAGAGAAGCUGCGAAUAAAGGAAGCCAUUUCCAGUUCCUGUAUGACGUUCAGCUUCCAAUCGUGCAAAAGAUAAGAACCAUUGCCCAGGCCGUGUAUGGAGCCAAGGAUAUCGAACUCUCUCCUGAGGCACAAUCCAAAAUAGAUCGUUACACUCAACAGGGUUUUGGGAAUUUGCCCAUCUGCAUGGCCAAGACCCACCUUUCUCUGUCUCACCAACCUGAAAAGAAAGGCGUGCCAAGGGAUUUCAUUCUGCCUAUCAGCGACGUCCGGGCCAGCAUAGGUGCUGGGUUUAUUUACCCUUUGGUGGGAACGAUGAGCACGAUGCCAGGGCUUCCCACUCGGCCCUGCUUUUAUGACAUAGACCUGGACACRGAAACAGAGCAAGUGAAAGGUUUGUUCUAACGGCAGGGGACCUCCCAGGGCCACUCCAGGUUCCUCAAACAAGACUCAUUGCCUUUUUGCUGCAGUUGGAGAAAAAAGUAAAUUUGAGWUAUGCCUGUUACGCAAUGUCGGGGAAAUGAUGAAAUAGGCCAAAGACUUCUCCGGUCAUGACGAAUUCUGUUUGCAGCAGAGGACCUCCAGCAAGUCUGAAAGAAACGAAUUUACUUUCUGCUUCUGCAGAGUUUACAUUAUUUUYCGCUGCUUAUACUUAGAGUGUUUAUUUUAUGAGGACUAAGGGAUGGCAAGAGUGUGAACUGAAAGGUACAUUUUCCACUACAGAGUUUCUUAUUUUGUCCCC
Molecule: messenger RNA, 3427 nt
Organism: Urocitellus parryii (Arctic ground squirrel)
Lineage: Eukaryota; Metazoa; Chordata; Mammalia; Rodentia; Sciuridae
Gene: Mthfd1l
Product: methylenetetrahydrofolate dehydrogenase (NADP+ dependent) 1 like
Biological process (GO): tetrahydrofolate interconversion
Cellular component (GO): cytosol; mitochondrion
Molecular function (GO): formate-tetrahydrofolate ligase activity; ATP binding; methylenetetrahydrofolate dehydrogenase (NADP+) activity
Source: RefSeq, a predicted model, not a curated record